AUGGCUCCCACCUCAAUUUUGUUUCCGACGCUCAACAGCUGGUCUGGGAUCGGACUCCUGGCGUUGGGGGGCACUCUCAUUCUCUUCCUAAUCAGCCGAACAUUCUACAAGAUCCCGUACCCCAAAGGCGUCGCACUCGUUGGUGAGCCAGAAGGAGCUACGAGAUUUAGCUUUCGCACCGUAUGGUGGUAUUACACUGACUGCCCAGGUCUGUUUCGGGAAGCUUACGAUAAUUUUUUGAAAAAAGGAAAACCUGUUGUGCUCCCCGGCAUUGGUUUCCGCCACGAAGUGGUCCUGCCAUCAAGCUCAUUGCGAUGGAUUCAGACACAAUCAGAAGCCAAGCUGAGCCCUACUGAAGCAUUCGCAGAGGUUGAUCAAGUGCACUACGCACUCGGAGAUUCCGUAUAUGUUACAGAUGCUUGGCAAGGACACCUGGUCAAGACGGAGCUUAACAUCGUACUAGAGAAUAUCUGCGCUGCCAUGAACAAUGAGUUGGGUGUCGCCUUCGACAAGUGGUUUGGUACGGAUACAGAAUGGAAAGAGAUCAAUCUCUACUCGGCCAUAAGAAUGGUUGUGGGCCAGGCCGCAGGCCGUUUCACUAUCGGCUUGCCCAUAUGCCGAGAUGAAGAUUAUCUCAACUUGAACUACGAAAUCAUCGACCGUCUCAUAACAAACGCAGGCGCUGUUGGUGGUAGCCCCAGAAUGCUGCGUCCUGUUAUGGGAUAUCUGAUCAACCUGGGGGUGGACCAAAAGGUCAAUAGGCUAAAGAAGAUGUUUCAGCCCAUUUGGGACGAACGUGUCAAAAGCCUACAGUACGCACCAGACGAUCCGGAACACCCGCACAAGCAAGACCACUUGCAAAUGAUGGCGCGAUAUGCCCAAAAGAAUCGCCCUCAAGAGUUCAACAAUAUCGACAUGAUGACUAGGCGCCUAAUAGCUGCCAACUUCGGCUCAAUGCAUCAAACCAGCAUCCAAGCCACAAACAUGCUGCUAAACAUCAUCGGUUCAAAUGAGGAGUUUAACACGGUUUCCAUCUUGCGGGACGAGAUCAGCCGUGUUCUUUAUGAAGAUGGGACCGACAGCUGGACGAAAUCCAAAGUCAGCAAAAUGACCAAAGCAGACAGUGUCGCCCGUGAGACGCUUCGUCUCAACUCGUUUGGUUCACGUGCUGUCAUGCGUAAGGUCAUGGUCGAUGGUUUCAAGGGUCCAGAUGGUCAUCAUUUACCUAAAGGCACGCUCACCUCCUUCCUGGGGUUUCCUGCCGCUACGGAUGUUGAACUUUUCGAUGAUCCGCUGAAGUAUGAUCCAUUCCGGUUCUCCCGAAUUCGCGAAGAGGCUGCUGCCAAGGAUGAAAAGACAGCGCCCGUCACCUUCGUCACAACCGGGCCUGAGUACCUGCCAUUUGGCCACGGGAAGCACGCAUGCCCCGGUCGAUUCUUAAUCGACUUUGAGUUGAAGAUGAUCAUUUCCUACGUGUUGGGCCACUACGAUGUUGAGUUUCCUCCGGAGUACAACGGCAAGCGGCCGCCCAACUAUUGGCUAACUGAGGCUAUGUUUCCGCCCGAAUCCGCCAAGAUUAGAAUCAGGAGGAAGACCGAGGAUUAG
Colletotrichum truncatum is the source of this 1605-nucleotide messenger RNA. Its product is annotated as cytochrome p450. The record is from RefSeq and is a predicted model, not a curated record. NCBI's taxonomy places the organism in Eukaryota, Fungi, Ascomycota, Sordariomycetes, Glomerellales, Glomerellaceae. Gene Ontology annotation, molecular function: oxidoreductase activity, acting on paired donors, with incorporation or reduction of molecular oxygen; monooxygenase activity; heme binding.